AUCAUUUCAGCAUUUUGUUGCUCGGAGUACCACUAUAAUGUACCUAGGGUAGUUCUUACUCUCAGACAUUCCCGGUUGCCAAAGUUAAAAGUCGGACGUUCGUGCGCCCUACAACGCGUGACGAACAUCGGUUGUGCCUGUCUUCGAUAUUCGACAAUGUCAUUUGAUUCAUCAAUCGAGUAUCGUUGGAUUGAUGGGGUAGAGCGGUUGGAGUUGUACGAACCUGGCGGAUACCACCCUGUAAUGGUCGACGAUUAUCUGCACAAUCGCUAUCGAAUAGUGGAUAAACUGGGCUUCGGUGGUUAUUCUACUGUCUGGCUCGCUCGAGACGAGACACUCAAACGCUACGUCGCCGUUAAAGUUGGGAUAUCAAGCUCGCCAAUCCCUCGGCGGGAAAUCGACACCCUUCAGGCACUACAAGGCUCAAAGUUACGCUCACAAGCUGGUCUCGAUGAGAAUGCAUGCGCGAUAUUUCCCCGCAUUCUCGAUUCGUUCCACGUCUGCGGACCGAAUGGAACCCACACAUGCUACACGCUAACCCCCGCCCAAGGAAAUCUUAAGGAAGCAUCCUUCAGCCGGCUCUUUCCUAAAGGAGUCGCCCGCGCUUUAGCUGCUAAGUUGGCAAUUGCGGUGGCGUUCGUCCACUCACGGGGUUUCGUUCAUGGAGAUCUCCACCUCGGUAACCUGCUAGUCAAGCUUCCAUCUACAUUUGACGACCUUUCAAUCCCUCAAUUCCGGGAGAAAUUUGGCGAGCCUGAAACGGUGCCUAUCGCUCGGGUCGAUGACAAACCCCUGACCCCUAACGUCCCCGCACAAGCUGUAAUACCUCUUUAUCUCGGUAAAAAGGCGCAAGAGUUUACCUUGGCUGAUGCCCACGGCCUGAUUCUCAACGACUUUGGCGAGGCAUUCCGUCCAGCUGCGGAGCAGCGCCUGGGCAGGGACUGCCACACUCCUUUAGCCACGAGAGCCCCCGAGGCCCUAUUCGAGCCAGAUGAACCUUUGUCAUACCCAUCAGACAUAUGGAAUCUUGGAACUGCUAUUUGGGAAAUCUUGGGAAUGAAAUUCAUCUUCAGCGAGGGAGAAACGCCGGACCAGAUCGUGGCUCAACAGACUGAUGUCUUAGGUUCCCAGAAUUUCCCGGAAAACUGGAGAAAGCAAUGGGAACGACUAGGAGAGCAUGGUGACGACGCAAAUAAUAUGAUUCCUCGACGGCCAACCCGCGAUCGGGAAGCGUGGCCUGCUCUUGAGAACGCGUUCGAACAGUUCGUGCAGAAGUACAGGAGGAAACGAGAGGACGCUGGGACUUUCGGCGAGGAAGAAAUAGAGGCUAUUCUUGAAUUAAUGCGUGGUAUGCUUAGGUUCUGACCUGAGGAACGUCUAACAAUAGACGAGGUGCUGAGCUCGAAGUGGAUGGUCAAUUGGGCAUUGCCUGAGCUAGAGUAGGCUGGAAUAGGGCUUUUCAGGUAGUUCAAGGAAAGCAAUACAGCUC
Molecule: messenger RNA, 1489 nt
Organism: Westerdykella ornata
Lineage: Eukaryota; Fungi; Ascomycota; Dothideomycetes; Pleosporales; Sporormiaceae
Product: kinase-like protein
Exons: 2
Coding region: 157-1365 (402 amino acids)
Biological process (GO): spliceosomal complex assembly; protein phosphorylation; regulation of mRNA processing
Molecular function (GO): protein kinase activity; ATP binding
Source: RefSeq, a predicted model, not a curated record